AUGAAUGAAUAUAAUAUAACACAUGGUAAUAGAAGAAUGUAUAAUACACCAAACGCCCAAACUGUUCAGAGUAAAGUUUUGUCCAAACACGGCGCAAUUAGCAGCCCAGCCGAAGUUGGUUUUAGACAAAGUCCAAACUUUGUUCGUGCUUUUGACUUUGGAACAUUCUAA
Molecule: messenger RNA, 171 nt
Organism: Sphenostylis stenocarpa
Lineage: Eukaryota; Viridiplantae; Streptophyta; Magnoliopsida; Fabales; Fabaceae
Source: the annotation of a GenBank genome assembly